This is a messenger RNA of Caenorhabditis angaria, 327 nucleotides long. The record is from the annotation of a GenBank genome assembly. Lineage: Eukaryota; Metazoa; Nematoda; Chromadorea; Rhabditida; Rhabditidae.
AUGGCGUAUAUCGAUAGAUGUAAGUGAAUUACUGAUGAAUAGAGUCAUUUUAAGAACAAAUUGAUUUCAGACGGAAAUGUUCGCGAGGGAACAACAAGACGUGGCCGCCAGCAAAGAGGAAAUGGCGGACAAUCGGCAUUUUAUGGACUUAUUUUGUUGACCCUACUAUUAUGUGCACUCUACUGGUACAAUGCUCGACAAAAGGGAUUUUUUGAAAAAGCGUUAGAUCAUUUUUCUCAACUCGGUUAUUCGACGGACUGGACUGGACUACUCAACGUUGGCCGAUUACUCAACACUUUGAAUAAUAUCGUUUUCUUUUUCUUUUAA